AAUUCUCUCUUUUUACGAACAUAAAAAUUUUUUUUUCACUUUUUGAUAAUUUUUCAUAUCAACAAAUAGAGAUCAAGAUAUUAGUUAAGAGACUAUCAUAAUGCUUAGACAAUUAGCUACUAGACAAGUUAGAUUGACUUCUAAGGGAGGAGUCUCCUUUGCUAGAAAUAUCCGUCACAUAUCUAAUAUUGUUUCCCAAAAGGAUGCUUCAGAAGAUUCUCAAACUGGUAAAUUCAUCAAUACUUUGAAUAAACCUUAUUCUGUCACUACUUAUGCUCGUCCUAAUUUGGUGUUAACCCAUGGUAAAGGAUCACUCUUAUAUGAUUUAGAGAAUAGACAAUAUGUUGAUUUCACCAGUGGGAUUGCUGUUACUUGUUUAGGACAUGCUAAUAAAGAAUUAGCUGAAAUAAUACAUGAUCAAUCUACUAAACUUCUUCAUUGUUCAAAUUUAUAUUAUAAUCUUCCAGCUGGUGAAUUAGCUAAUAAAUUAGUUUCCAAGACCAAAGAAUCAGGUGGUAUGAAAGAUGCUCAAAGAGUGUUUUUAUGUAAUUCUGGUACUGAAGCAAAUGAAGCUGCUUUGAAAUUUGCUAGAAAAUAUGGUAAAUCAAUCAAUGAAAAUAAAAUAGAGAUUAUUACUUUCAAUAACUCAUUCCAUGGUAGAUCUAUGGGUGCCUUGUCGGUGACUCCUAAUCCAAAAUAUCAAGCUCCUUUCGCUCCAUUAAUUCCAGGUGUUCAAGUUGCUGAUACUGCUGAUAUUGAAAGUGUUAAAAGUUUAAUCCAUAAAGAUAAGACAUGUGCCGUGAUUAUUGAACCAAUUCAAGGUGAAGGUGGUAUUAAUGUGGUUAGUGAAAAGUUCUUAACUGAACUUAGAAAGUUAUGUGAUGAUAAUGAAGUAUUAUUAAUCUUUGAUGAAAUACAGUGUGGUUUAGGUCGUACUGGUAAAUUAUGGGCUCAUUCUAAUUUAGAACAAGCUGUUCAUCCUGAUAUUCUUACUAUGGCCAAAGCUUUAGGUAAUGGAUUCCCAAUUGGAGCUACUAUGAUUACUGAAAAAGUCGAAAAUUCAUUAGCUGUAGGUGAUCAUGGUACAACUUAUGGUGGUAAUGCUUUAGGAGCUAGAAUUGGUUCAUUUGUGGUUGAUAAGAUCACUGACGAAACAUUCUCUGAAGGGGUAAAUGAAAAAUCAGCUAUAUUCGUAUCUCUUCUUUCUAAAAUCGUUGAAAAAUACCCUGACCAUGUUGAAUCAGUCAAAGGUAAAGGGUUAUUAUUAGGUUUACAAUUUAAAGAUAAUCUUACUAACUCUGCUGUGGUUGAUAAAUGUAGAGAAAAUGGUUUAUUAGCUAUCACUGCUGCUUUAAACGUGUUAAGAAUCGUUCCAGCCUUAAAUAUUCCAAAUGACUUGAUCCGUGAAGGUGUAGAGAUCUUAGACUUUAGUAUCAAACAAGUUAUUGAAGAAAGUAAAUAGAUUUAUGAUAGAUUUUAUAGUACUUUAAAAUUUAAAAUUGCCCGUCGUCAAACACGCUAAAAAAAAUAAUCGAAGUCAAAAAUUUGGUGAGAGAGCCCUUUAAUAAAAAAAAAAUACAGCACCAACUGAUAAGUAACAGGUCA
This is a messenger RNA of Scheffersomyces coipomensis, 1605 nucleotides long. RefSeq names its product acetylornithine transaminase (gene ARG8). Lineage: Eukaryota; Fungi; Ascomycota; Pichiomycetes; Serinales; Debaryomycetaceae. Gene Ontology annotation, biological process: arginine metabolic process. Gene Ontology annotation, cellular component: mitochondrial matrix. The record is from RefSeq and is a predicted model, not a curated record. Gene Ontology annotation, molecular function: transaminase activity; identical protein binding; pyridoxal phosphate binding. The transcript has a single exon. Bases 101 to 1462 code for a protein of 453 amino acids.